AUGCAGCGCUUGGUUGCCACGACCGCCCUCAUUCCUGUCGCUCUCGCCCAGGCCACGUACUAUGGAUGCUAUGUGGACCCCCCCGCGCGUGCUCUGACAGGAGCACUAAUGGUGGACUACGAAAACAUGACAAUAUCUGUCUGUGAGGAGUUUUGCACUACUGGCGCCAACAGUUUCCCGAUCUGGGGCAUCGAAUACGGAGGUGAAUGCUACUGUGGUUCGUCGUUAGCGGUUGGCUCGUUUCCUUCUUUUGAGACAGACUGCCAGAUGGCGUGCCCGGGUAACACGGAAGUAGUGUGCGGCGGUCCCAGUCGACUCUCUCUGUAUGGUCAAUCUGCCACUGCUCCGGCCCAUACUCCUGUGCCUGUCAACGAGGAAGUCACACACUAUGUUUCCCAAGGUUGCUGGACGGAAGCCAUUGGUGUUCGUACGCUCAACGGCGCCAGCGUCGUCUCAUCGCUCAUGACUAUUGACUCCUGCGUCCGUUAUUGGCGAAGAAGAGGGUGCUAUGUCGGUUUGGAGAGUGAAUGCAACAUGCCCUGCGCCGGUAACAGCGAGGAAGACUGCGGUGCUGGCAACCGGUUGAGUGUUUAUCGUUGGGUUAGCGACGAGGAGUCGGAAUAA
Messenger RNA from Thermochaetoides thermophila DSM 1495, 624 nucleotides. RefSeq lists its product as uncharacterized. The coding region runs from base 1 to 624 and encodes 207 amino acids. The transcript has 3 exons. Lineage: Eukaryota; Fungi; Ascomycota; Sordariomycetes; Sordariales; Chaetomiaceae. The record is from RefSeq and is a predicted model, not a curated record.